AUGACUAGGAGGAAAGUGAAUCUUGCCUGCAUAACCGACGACUCAAAGAGAAGGGCAACAUUCAUCAAAAGAAAAAAUGGUUUAGUCAAGAAGAUGGAUGAAAUAACCACACUUUGUGGAGUUGAAGCAUGUGCCAUAAUCUUCAGUGAAAAUGAUCCUCAACCAGUGAUUUGGCCAUCACCACGGGGGGUCCAUACCGUGUUGUCAAGGUUUAGGAGGUUGCCUGAACUAGAACAAAGCAAAAAGAUGCAAAAUCAAGAGAGCUUCUUGAAGGAAAGGAUACAAAAGGGACAAGAAAAACUGAAAAAACUAAGGAACGAGAAUAGAAAAAAGGAACUGACCAAUCUCAUGUUUCAAUGCCUUAAUGCUGGCCAGAUUACUGACAAUGUUGGCAUGAAUGAUCUCAAUGGUCUCUCUUGGUUAAUUGAUCAAAAUACGAGACAAAUUGAAAGGUAUAUGGAAGAGAAUAAUGCACAAAUUUCGUCUAAAAUGCAUGCAUUACUUCCAACCCCCCCCCCCCCCCCCCCCCCGCCGGCGCCCUCUGCUGCGCAAAGAAUUCCUGCAAUAUAUGUUGGACCCGUAGGUCCACCCGGUCAUCAAAUGAUGCUUCGAACUCAUCGCGGAAUUCUUCUCUAUACGUGGCCCUCAUUCGCGCUUCAUACUCAUCAUCGGUUUCCUCUCUUUGAGUUGGACGAGAGCGUCCUGUACUCGAUGAAGAUGAAGAUGUGUAAGUGA
Molecule: messenger RNA, 735 nt
Organism: Trifolium pratense (red clover)
Lineage: Eukaryota; Viridiplantae; Streptophyta; Magnoliopsida; Fabales; Fabaceae
Product: agamous-like MADS-box protein AGL80
Exons: 4
Coding region: 1-735 (244 amino acids)
Biological process (GO): positive regulation of transcription by RNA polymerase II
Molecular function (GO): protein dimerization activity; DNA-binding transcription factor activity, RNA polymerase II-specific; RNA polymerase II cis-regulatory region sequence-specific DNA binding
Source: RefSeq, a predicted model, not a curated record